Molecule: messenger RNA, 1579 nt
Organism: Meriones unguiculatus (Mongolian gerbil)
Lineage: Eukaryota; Metazoa; Chordata; Mammalia; Rodentia; Muridae
Gene: Mettl17
Product: methyltransferase like 17
Exons: 14
Coding region: 62-1444 (460 amino acids)
Biological process (GO): translation
Cellular component (GO): mitochondrial small ribosomal subunit
Molecular function (GO): methyltransferase activity; structural constituent of ribosome
Source: RefSeq, a predicted model, not a curated record
UAGCUGCGUGGGCUGAGGGUCACAGGCACGUGCACUUCCGUUUCCGGUGUGCCCUGCCGCCAUGGCUACCGCUAGGGAGCUGAGGUUUCUACGGACGUUCUGCAGGUCGUGUCGCGACCUUCAAGGACCCCAGUCCAGAGCAUUCUCCGCCCUUGUGCCCGGUGUGUCCCAGGUAGACAACAGCUCCGAUUUCCUGGGGAAGAAGCCCCACCGCAAGCAUCCCGGCAUCCUGCACCUUCCGCACGUGCGGCUGCCGCAAGCGCUGGCCAACGCCGCGCAGUUGUUGCUUCUCGAGAGACCCGUGCGCGGCAUAGAGAAGCAGGUGGAAGCACUCACCAACUACCUCUGGAGCCGACAUUUGCCAGUAGAGCCGGAGGAGUUGCAAAGACGGGCCGCGAAUCUUGAGAAAAAAUUCCUGGAAACCCAAGACGCAACGCAGACAGAGGAAAAACUUCGUGAGGCGGUACUGCGUGCCCUGCGCAAAACUACCUACCACUGGCAGGAGCUCAGCUACAAUGAAGAACUGAGUCUGUUAUAUAUGGCAGCAAGACUGGAUGGUGGUUUUGCAGCAGUAUUAAGGGCGUUCCAUGAGAUCAAGGCUCGAGUUCCGGAGUUCAAGCCGCAAACAUUGAUGGACUUUGGAUCUGGCACUGGUUCUGUCACCUGGGCUGCUCACAGUACUUGGGGCCAGAGCCUCCGGGAAUAUAUGUGUGUAGACAGCUCAGCCGCCAUGUUGGGUUUGGCUGAAAAGCUACUAAAAGGUGGUUCAGAAUCAGGGAAGCCCUGUAUCCCAGGUGUCUUUUUCAGACAGUUUCUUCCUGUGUCACCAAAGGUCCAGUUUGAUGUUACAGUGGCAGCCUUCGCCCUCAGUGAACUACCCAGCAGGGCUGAUCGCCUUGAGGUAGUGCAGAAUUUGUGGCGUAAGACAAGCCAUUUUAUGGUGCUGGUGGAGAAUGGAACAAAAGCUGGACACCGACUUCUCAUGGAUGUUAGGAACCUGGUCCUCCGGGAAAAAGAGAAGUCACCUUUGGACCUGGAGCCCAGCUUUGUCUUUGCCCCAUGUCCCCAUGAGCUUCCUUGUCCUCAGCUGAGCGACUCCAAGCCCCUGGCCUGUAGCUUCUCCCAGGCGUAUCACCCGAUCCCCUUCAGCUGGAAUAAGAAGCCUAAGGAGGAAAUGUUCUCUAUGGUGAUCCUUGCCAAAGGGUCUCCAAAGGAGGCUCACCACUGGCCCCGAAUCACUCAGCCUGUCCUUAGACGGCCUCGGCACGUGCACUGUCACCUCUGUUGCCCAGACGGGCACAUGCAGCAUGCUGUGGUCACAGCCCGUCGACACGGCAGGGAUUUGUACCGCUGUGCCCGAGUCAGCUCCUGGGGAGACCUUUUACCAGUGAUCACUUCCUCUGAGUCUCCUCCAUCCCCUGCUGAAGAGCCCCCUGAGAGUUGACAAGGGCGUAUACUAAGAGUUCCCUCCCAUCACAGCUGCCAAGGCGAAAGCUGCCCCAUGUCCGGGAAGAGAGUGCUGGUACCCCUGUGCUUGUGUUUGUUUGAAAUUUUAAUAAUAAAUUUUUUUAAGAACAGA